AUGAUCGCUAGUGGGUAUAGACGAGAGCGAUCUCCACCCACCCCCCGCGGGUGCACCGGGCCGUGGGGCUGCAGGCGCUCGUGCACUGCUGGGCCGGGAGGAGGCGUACCUGCGGCUCGCUCGGUGCUGCGGGCCCGUGGCGCUGCCGGCCCGGCCGCGGGUGCUCGCCUACUAGCGCCCGCCGCCACCGCGCGGGGCGGCGAUCGAUGUGGGGGUCGCCUCCGCCCGCCCCGCCCCGCGCUGCCCGCCCUGCGCCCUGCGUCCGGCUACGCGCUGAUCGAUACGCGCGCUCACGCCGCGCGGCUGCGGCCGACCUCGCCGAUACAAUCGAUCUCGAGUCACCCCGCGACCCAGUGUGGACUUCCCGCGUUCAAUGUGGACGCGGGCCAAGCUACGGGCUACGGCUCUACGCCGAGU
Molecule: messenger RNA, 417 nt
Organism: Brenthis ino (lesser marbled fritillary)
Lineage: Eukaryota; Metazoa; Arthropoda; Insecta; Lepidoptera; Nymphalidae
Source: the annotation of a GenBank genome assembly